AUGACAUCCCAAGAAUCAGGCAAGAACAACAGCGUCCAGGACGAGCCGUUCAAGAAGCAGCUUGAUAAGGCUGCGGACGAGACUCGAGAGAUGGAAAACCAGAAGCCCAACCCCAUUGUCGAGAAGAUCACAGAAUACGUCCCUGCAGCUGCCAAGGUCUUGCCCGCUCGUCAGAGCCCUCCCAAGGAAGAGGACAAGCCUUCAGGACCUCCCGAGCGACCCCAUCAUGAUCACAAGAUUGAGGACUUUGUAAGGGACCAGCACAGAAGUCAGGGUCUUGAUGGUGUUUUGGGAAACUAUCCAAAUGACGAGUAA
Molecule: messenger RNA, 315 nt
Organism: Fusarium coffeatum
Lineage: Eukaryota; Fungi; Ascomycota; Sordariomycetes; Hypocreales; Nectriaceae
Exons: 2
Coding region: 1-315 (104 amino acids)
Source: RefSeq, a predicted model, not a curated record